AUGGUAGUCGGAGAAGGUUCGGGGUUUUUCGACUACCGGGAUCCAGAAGAAAUUUUAAAAAUACCUAAUUAUGAAGCCAGAAUGUUCUUCUGGGAAAGAUUAUUCAACAACAUAUUGGACAUGGAGGUUAGGGAAGUCGUGAGGAGGUCACGUGAAUUUGGACGAAAUGGUAAUUCAUAUCGAGGUGGUAGAGGACUGGUGGAGGAUCUUGUUAUCAAAAAUCUCGUAGUUGGAGAAUCAGUUUAUGGGGAAAAAAUUUCGUUAGAAGAUAAAGAUGGAAAUAAACUAGAAUAUCGAGUUUGGAAUCCAUUUCGUUCGAAAUUAUCUCUUGGUAUUCUGGGUGUUCUUGAUAAUAUUUAUAAAUCACCUAAAUCGAAAUCGUUUCCAUCAUGUCGCAUUGAAGGAUUAGGAUCAAUCAGCAUAGUAUAUGCCAGAACAUCAUUGAGAUCUUUGAUUUUAUUAAACGUUUUCAUGCAAGAUAACUUGAGUUCCAUCGUGUCUCUAUAUCAACAAUCAUUCGAAGGUAUUCAUCAUUUUUCCUUAAAGAAAAUGCUCGAAAACAUCCCUUAUGCAGGUCUUGGUCGAACAGGCGCUUUCCGUGAACAUGGUCACCAAAUGUAUUCCAAGACUAAUGAUGAGAUGCUAGAAAAGCAAAUUGAUGUUGUCAUUAUGGUUAUAUGCUGCUUCUUGGAAAAAGGAGCGCCAAGAGAAGUAUUGAUGAUCCAACAAAUUCGAAUAGCAAGAACUUCAGAAGUAUCAAGUCGUUCUAAUAGUAGUCAAGAGCUAAAUAAAAUCUGUAAUCGAUUUGGUCAAACGUCUGUUAUAACUUUACCUCUUCAAUCACAAGGAGUGCCUCCUAACUUUCCGGCACAACAAU
Molecule: messenger RNA, 877 nt
Organism: Diversispora eburnea
Lineage: Eukaryota; Fungi; Glomeromycota; Glomeromycetes; Diversisporales; Diversisporaceae
Source: the annotation of a GenBank genome assembly